CAGAUUUUUCACAACACAAAGUCUAGUGCACGCACUAUUGCGUUGAGCUGUGUAUUCGCUUCGUAAAUUAGCUUCAACAGCUUUCUCUAAACUGAAAAAUCCAUCUAAGCAAGUUGGUCCAACAUGGAUUCAUUAUCUAUUACCCAGUUCAAAGAAGUUCCUCUCCUCAAGCAGAGUAUUGAGCUGAAAAGAAAAACCAUCGAUGUGACGUGUGGAGGAUAUCCGACUUUGUUGAUUGAUUCGAAAACAUCCGAGCACUCGGGUGGUUUCAUUCUUCAAGGGUCCAAUGUAGAACGCCAACAUGGCGCACGGUUUAUAUACUGGCGUACGUUGAGAGAAACCAUUUACUUAUCCGAGACAUGUCUGCAUCGAAAUGACCUUUGGCAUGAAGUGAAAAUAAUUUUCAAAGGCAGUCCAAUUCUAUCGGUGGACAUCGACAAAGAUGUGAACCUCUUCAUGCUUAUCGUUACAACAACUACCUUUCAUCGGAUUCCCAUUAAACGUCCAUCGAGCAACGAUAGCAUUCUACUAACUGAACAGGAUUCAGUGCUGUUUACGCUCAACGAACAUGUCAUAACGGAUCCGAUGAAUUGCUAUAAUUUCAUCAAUAAUAUUGGUCAAUCGGUCCCUACGAUGGCCACGGCUGUACACUGCGCCGGUAAAAACAGCAGCUCGUUUGCCAUUGCUACGGCCAAUUCACUGCAUCUCGGAACGAUGAGUUCGGGAGGUGACAAGCCGGAAGUUAAGUUUGUGAAGCUGGAGUGCCAAACGCCAUCGGUAGCCAACUUCAUCGAACAAAUUGGUUCCGUGUGGAGUACGAACCGUACCAACCAGUCGCAGGUUGUUACGAUGUGCUGCAUUACAGCGCCCAACCGGGAGGAUCAGCCACUUCUUUUCACCGUCCAUCGUGACGGCGCACUACGCGUUUGGCUGCAUUCUGGGCAGCUUCUAACCACCGAAUAUCUGAGCAAGUACACCAGCGGUAGUAGGAAAGAUUUUCAUAGUUGCGUUUCUCGCGGAUCUAAUGCAUUGGUCGGACUGUACGUGUCCUUUAAAACAUUUUCCGAAUUUGUCAUCCUUCGGCCGACGGUGACGUCCGGUACUGAAUCGCUAACACUGCAGAAUGUGUACACUGUUCUUGCGCCGACAUUUGAUCUGAUCGAUUUCCAAUUGUGCGAGUACAACCUCUGGACGCUGUGGUGCAACGCCAAGAAUGAAAUGCAAACACUCGUCUGCGAGCUGCCCGUUCAAGGCAAAAUGGGGAAAAUGAAUUGGCAACCGGUGGCCACGGCAAGCGCUGUGGAUGAUGAUCUGCUGGAGCAGGCAGAUGGUAUCGAUUUGUCCGAGUUUUACUGCAAACGCAUUUUCAACUCGGGACUUUUCCCCCCCGUUGCAAUUAAAAAGACCCUUAUGAUGCUUAAACAGGAUAUAAGCGGUCGUGAGGGAAGCCCUGUCAUUGGCAGCAUGUUGCGAUUGAAGCGGGACGUUAUCGCCUGCAUCAAGAGGCAGCUGCGGAAGGAACAGGUCGCUAUGGAGCGGAAUGGACCUUGCGAUGAGGAAAAGCUGCUGGAAACAUCGAAUCAGCUGUGGGAAAAGUUUUAUCGCUACUGCGUUCAGUACAGUGAAGAGUCUUCUCGUCCCAUUGGUUUGUUUCUCUGCGAGGAAAUGGGCGGUGAGGCAACCAGUUUUGCCGUUGGCCUGGUUCGCAAACAUGUUGUCAGCUUUAUUCGCUCGUGCGAUCAUCUGGAGGCAGCAUUUUAUAGCACAGAACCUCAAGCAGUAGCCGAAACAUACGACGGGACAAAUUUGCUUAUCAGUUCGCUGAAAACACUGGAGCAAACUCUGAGCCAGGAUGAAAAGCUGGAGCUUGGCAACUUUCUCCAGCAGCAGCAGCUCCUCGCAGCUGUUCCAAAGUUGCAGGAUGACCUAGAUGCUGACAUGCAAUCACAGGAAAUGAUGUCUCAAUCUGAACCUGAACCUGAUGCUGAAGCGGAUGAUGAAGACAAUGUUCAAACGGAUGAUCUGUCGCAACUCGGUGCCGCACAACAUCAUUUUAUUGCAUUUGAUACAAUUCGCAAGUUUGGGGCAAAGAAGCUGGAUUUAUUGGAAGCCAUUUAUAGUUUGCUUGACUUGCUAACGCCCACUUCUAAACCUAACUCGGAACUUUUGAAGCAAGCUUGGGAGGAGAAUUAUGCUGGUGGGUUGUCUAUUUUCACCGGUCCGCACCUUUACAGCGAAUUAGCCCUGGAGACAACGAAACAGACUAUCGAAUUACGUUACACAAUGCUGCGCAAUCUGUUUGUGCUGCAGCAUCUUAUUAGAACGAUGCAAUGCGACUAUCGGAACGAAAUGGUUAACGUGAUGUUGGCCAGACUCGAGCCACGUAUCCAAACGUUGCUGCGUUCCUAUCAAGCGAUGAGCUGGAUUGCUAACACGCGUCUGGAGUUGGAUUGGUCCCGCGGAAGAAACGAAAUAGUCUCCACCUAUCCACCCAGCCAACGAAACACUCCACUCACUUUACUGCAGGCGUACGCCAGGUGUCGCCUAUACUACAAACAAUCUCGGGAACCUUGGCAUCCAGGAAGUACAUUGGAUGAGCCAUUGGAUGAAAUUCCCAACUGUUCGAUGCUUUCGUUAACGCAAAAAGCAAACGUCAUCAUCACGCACUUGUCCCCAAUGCAUGACGAUUUUCGUUUCGGCGAGUGGCUUUCAGAAAGCGCACUUACGAUCCAUAUCGAUAACUACGUUGAGCUGGUGGGUGACUGGUGUCCAACGAACAGAUUUUCUAGAAGCUUCAUCCAAGCCAAAGCCUUUCUCCUCGAUGGCGAUACGUUCAAAGCUCUUGAUCUCUUCCUGAAAUCACACGAGGGAGUCCAUAAGGAACGAUUCUUGCUGAAGUUUAUCUGUCAUUAUGCAAACGGAGAGAAGCGCAUGGUGUCGCCGUAUGAAAUCGCGUCCACGUACUUUUUACAGGUCAUUCGUCUUUUUGAGCUGUACGGCGCACACGAUGUUGUUCCGGUGCUGGUGAAAAUCGCCCUGAAACAUACGUUACAACCGGAGCGGCAGGCAAUGUUACAGAACAUUGAAUUCUGCAGCUACAUGACGUUGGGUCGCUAUAAGGAGGCCUACAAGUCGCUAUGGGAAAACGUCGAUCCGGCACGCAGGAAGGAUUGCUUGCGUCAGUUGAUCAACUUGCUACUUUCGAAUGGGGACCUGGGUCGGCUAAUGAUGCUUCCGUCUCGCGGUCACCUGAAGGACUUCACUGACAUCAUUGCCAUGAAUGCACGUACCUCAGAUAUGGAGGACGGCCUGCGGUACGAUUUCUUGUACGCAUUCUUCGUCGGAAAACAUUUCAUGCGCGAUGCUGCUGAUAUUGCGUUUGAAGGUGCGAUGCGUUACAUUAGCGAAAACACUUCACGUGAACACCUACAACUACACUUCCGGAUGCUGCUGAAAUGUAUCUCUUGUCUUGCCACUUUACCCACGUGGCGAGCGUGGGUAGCUCGCCCUAUGAACGAUAACAGCAACAAUGACGCGCAGCAGAGCCUUUCCGCUGAACCAGCGGUGCUCAACGUAGAAAAACUUCAGGAGCGGUUAACGAUCGUACAAGCUAUCCUUUGCCUUGCAAAGAACGCCGACGACUCCAAGCUGCUCGCGUCGAUGAAGCCGAAAGAAUUGGUAACGCUUCUUUUGCACCGAAAGAAGUAUAAUCAAGCGUUGCAACUAGCGCACUCCAGUGUGCCUGCGAUGGUGGCCACGGUAUACGGUCAUCUGGCAAAAGCGUGUGUGUCAGCUUCAUCUACCAGCGCAGACAACACCGACAACAGCUGGCUGCAUGAGAAUUGUUUGGCGGACAUUCCGGUCGGCAAGGACGGCGCGUCCACGGCGUGGAACUAUUUACAGCACAUUAUUGGGAACGAGCCGGAAGAUUUGGCUGUCGAUGCGCAUCUCGCAGUUCUCAACAAUGUUGUAUCAUCCGGCGCAAGUGUUCCUCUGUGGCUUCGAACUUGGUGCUUCGAGCAUAGUCCGGUGCAAUUGGUUCGAACCUACUGGAGCCACGGUUUCCUAGAGGACGCCUGCGAUUGUAUGGAGGAAUUGUUCAAGAAACGGUACUUCACGCCCGGCCAUUGCCAUCAUGUUGCCUUCCCAUUGACGCUGUACGAGCGCCUGUAUUAUGAUUUGGAAAAUUCGCCAAACCGUUCACAGGCGACUGUAGACAAAUAUCUACGGCUGGUAAAAGAUUAUAUGUAAACCGUACUUGGCUUUCCGUCACUUUUUUUCUUUUGUAUCACAUUUCCAGUGCUUACUGAUAACAAACAAUAAUAUUUCAUUCAUUCAUACAGAAAUGGAAGAACUGUUUUUUAAUAAUAAAAAUGCAUGUAAAUGGUAGA
Anopheles coustani is the source of this 4391-nucleotide messenger RNA. RefSeq names its product nuclear pore complex protein Nup160 homolog (gene Nup160). Bases 124 to 4251 code for a protein of 1375 amino acids. Gene Ontology annotation, molecular function: structural constituent of nuclear pore. The record is from RefSeq and is a predicted model, not a curated record. NCBI's taxonomy places the organism in Eukaryota, Metazoa, Arthropoda, Insecta, Diptera, Culicidae. Gene Ontology annotation, cellular component: nuclear pore. The transcript has 14 exons.